Molecule: messenger RNA, 20945 nt
Organism: Porites lobata
Lineage: Eukaryota; Metazoa; Cnidaria; Anthozoa; Scleractinia; Poritidae
Source: the annotation of a GenBank genome assembly
GUCACUAGUAAAACAACUUGACUCGAGUUACACGCGCGCAUACGGUUAGCCAUUUUGGAACGAAUGGUUUGAAAAAAACAAAAAUCACAAACGUUUGCGGGUAGAAGACGUCGUCAAGAUGGCAACAACUAAUCUACCAGCGAUUCAACACCCGCUUUCGAGAAUGGAUGACCCGACAAGUUUAAACGUGAGAGGUUUAUCACGAGACGGCUCGCGUGCAGCUUCCCGGCAAAGUUUGACUUUCGGGCAAGAUAAAUUCAACGCUUUACGCCCCAUAACUGCAGAUCAAGUACCUUGGAGACUUACGCGAUCCUCGAACGGUUUUGGUGGGCAAAAUAGUCCAAGAAAUAAUGGUUUUGCGGCCAUGGGACAAAUUCCAGAAGGUGUCGAAGUCAAGCUAGCUGAAGACCCGAGCAAGCCAAGCAUACCGAUUUUCGGUGAGUGCGUUGACCUUCCUUUUAUCUUUUUUCUAGUUAAGUGGUUUAAUUUAUUGCUCUAGGAUAGAUGCAGCUCGAGUCUUCUUUUCCAGAUGGAUUUUAUCGGAUAACGGUAUUGUUGUUAGAAACGUAGAACCUAAUUACGUCUUCCAUCCUCACGCUAGCUAUUAACUAGAUCUAUUAACACUAAACUUGCUACUAUUUUCUCAUUAUUUUAUGUAUGUGAAAAUUUGCACUUCAAUAGCUUUUCGAUGACAUUUCACUCAUUUUUUUGAAAAGUAUCCUAUAUACUUAAUAAUCGGGGAUAUUUCUUUGUGUAUGCUUUAUCUAAACUGCCUAGAGACCGCGACAAGCCAUAUGUUUUAUGAUACACUGCAUUGAAAAGGCGAAUGACUAAAUAUAAAUUUUUAAUCUGAGGUUUCUACCGGAUGUUUCUUCCCAAAACAUCUGCUUCAAGCAGCUGUUAUUAGAGACAUUAGCAUUUAUAUCUUUUUGGCGAGCAAACUAAUGUAAACAAAAGCUAUUUUUCCAGACAAUGUUUGAUAUAGUUUGCAUAUAAAAUAAUAUAUUAUUUGUUUACUAAUAACAUUGUUCAAUAGUAAGUUAUUUGUUUUAACUUUUAUGUAUUUAUUUUUAGCUCGCAUUUGAUUAUAGUUACAUAGAUAUUUGCACAUUAUAUAUUUUACAGUCAAACCAGGUCAAGCGUUCCCGUCGCUAACAAACUAAUGAAUUCAUUAAUGGCAAAAUGAUUUCGUUUGUUGAUUCAAUAAUCCAUUCAUAAAAUGAAUAAUCCAACGGUCAAAUUGUACCUCGAUUCAAUAAUCAAAUGUUGAUUUGGUUUAUGAACAAAAUCUACCUGUUCUUUAUUCUUGUCUGUUGUGUUCAAUCGUAUUUGCUUCCCUUUUCCUGCCGUUUACGAUUGCGUUUUUCAUUGCCUUUAAUCAAAAUAACAGCUAGAAUAGACAGACCGCAAACGCAAAGAAACUGACAAAGGCCGAGGAUCAAAAUCCACCAAUCACCGCACAUACACUGACCUCAGUUUGACCAUCGUGUUUUCUAAGAGGUCAGGCCUAGGUCUGUUGCACUGAUUAUUGGCAGCAAACUGGCGUACAUGUAACAGUUUGUUUGGGUUUGAACUUCAGAACUCGCCAGCACUCAACUCUCAGAAAAAAAAGAGGAAAAAACAAAAUUCUGAGGUCAACUUGUGGAAAGUGUAAUUUUUCAAAAAACAGUAAUCGAAUCAACAUUCGAUUAUGGAAUCGAGGCUAAAUAUGACUAUUGGAUUGUUCAUUUUAUGAAUGGAUUAUUGAAUCAACAAACGAAAUCAUUUUUCCGUGAAUGAAUUCAUUAGUUCGUUAGCGACGGGAACGCUUGACCUGGUUUGACUGUAAAAUUAUUAUUAUUGUUAUUAUUAAUAAUAUUAUUAUUAUUACAGCUUUGUGUUGAAGUAAAUAGUUUAGGUUACCUCUAAAUUACUAUAAUGAUUGUAUAAUGUUUCCAAAUUUAUUAGUGAGCUUUAAUGCAACUGAAUCGCUGUUGUACAUUCUAGGGAGUCGUGCUGACAUGGCUAGCCGUGCAGAGAGCCGCCUGUCUCGACUAAACAGUGCUGCGUCAUCCUUGCAGGGGCCUGACAAAGCAACAGUUGAUGAGGUAUGUUGUCACUUCUGCCCAACUAUUGCAUUUCACAGGAAAUUUGACUUUCAUUAGUCAAAUCAAAGGGGAUGUACAAGGCUGUGCUCUAAGGAAAAUUGAUGGGAGCCCACUGCUCUGAAACAGUAAAAUCUAGGGUGCCCAGCAUAUGAGUUAUAUGAAAAAUCUGUGAUUUUCUAGUUGCCCGAGGGCAAAAGUUGGGCGCCAGGGGCCACCGGGCUCUGCUAGAGCACAGCCCUGAUGUAAAAAAACCCACACUAUUGUUUGAAAAGAGUAGGGAAAGUUUCCUUCGUGUGGUCUACAUUUCACAUGUCAUUCAUAUCGUGGGCUAUGAGUGGGUUACAGUGAGCUCAUAAAUGGACUGAUAGUGGCUGCCCUUGGCACCCUUGUAUGCUGAUGUCUGCGCGUACUGUUAACAUGUUGUAUGUAAUGUAAAGAGGGUGCAUCUUGUUGUCCUCUAAUGCACGACAUUCCAUUCCACAUAUUUCCAAGAAAAUAGUUAUGUUGACAAGGCAAUGAAUGUUAUGGUUCUAUAGAAAUCAAUUUAAUGAGGCAAGCCUGAGGGAGAACCCGUCUUUCUAAAGAAAUGACUAGCAGUAUAUUGAAAACAAAUUAACAUUUGAAAGGAAGAUUGUGAAUGAAAGAGGAAGGUGAUUGACCAUUAUUUUGCAAGUUGCCCAAAACCUCUUUCUCAAGAUGAGGCUGUGUGUGAAGCCUCUGAUAUGAAAAUAUUUUUUCUGUUAUAAUGCUAAUACAUUUCAUUAUGUAAAAGGUUUUAAACUUAGGGUCUGUUUAUAUGGAGUGGGGGACCCCAGUCUAGUGGGGUUGGUUUCUUUUGUUUUCACGCUCUGGGGGACACAAAACAAAAGAAACUUACCCCACUAGACCGGGGUCCCCCACUCCAUGUAAACAGGGUCUUAGUCUUGGAACUUAGUAAUGGUACAUUGUAAUGAAUUAAUUCUGCACAGGGUACCCAUACUGUUGAUAUCCUGUGUUUGCAUGACUAAUAUGGGCAUCCCACAUUGGUAUGUGCUCUGUGGCACAUUCUACUAGUUGUGAGACAACUGACAUGUCGUCUGACAAACGUUUGGCCAAAUUGUCAAUAUUGAUCCUGUAAGGCUACCAUAGACAUCAACAUAACCUGGAUGUAAUCAACCCUGGGAAAUGACAAAAUGUUAAAUGGGAUUCAAGUUUUUGACCCAAUCCAGCUUUUUUUCACAUUAUUUAGACUAGUAGCAUUGAUUUGGAUUAUAAACAACUUUAAGGGUGGGACAUAAACCAGGUAAAAAUCCUGUCAGCAGCAGACUGUGCUCAUUUUAGCAGGCAAGAUGUGGAUGUCAUUUGUUACUGAGUUAAUUUUUGGAGUCAGGAUGAAGCAAAUGAAAAAAAUACACUCUCAGAGAAUAAGGCUGUUAUGGAAGAAAAUGAAUAUUAGGAGCAUGGAUAAAACUGAUAUGAAACCAGAGGUCACUUUAAUUAAACUUUGACAUGUGACCAGCAUGGCUAUUGUUGUCAAACUCUAUAAAAAAUAGCUACACUUAAAAUUUACACUUGUACAAUAUACACUAAAAUUGACCCUUGUGGCUUCAUGGGCUAUUGACUCAGAGCCCAUUCAAGCUAGAGGAAUAACUGUUAAAUAUACUAGUAUAACGUUUUUUUUUUUCGCCUCAUUUAUAAACACAAGACUUCUUGAUGUACCCCUUGUACAAUUCUGUUCUUUAAAUUAAGCGACAUUAAGUACAUCCUCAAGCAACUCUAAAAUUUUCCAAGAAAAUUAAUGUCAUUGCACCCCAUUUUUGAUGUACUGUUUAAAACACAAGUAGGCGUGUAUUAUCAGCUUUAAAUACUCGAGGCAUAGCCGAAAGUUUAUAAACGUGAUUACUACUGCAAGUUUUUUGAAUGGCUUCAAAAUCUCUGAGAUAGGUCAACUCAUUCUUGCACUAAUAUUUAGAUUUGGGGUUAUUUUGAUCUAAAUAAUGGCAAAAAGGUUAACUGUGUCUUUAUCAGAUAUAAAGACACUCAUUAAAAAUUAAUUUCUUUUGUUUUUUUUGAAUUGUUAAUGAGUUUUUGAAGUUAUGAAUUAUUAUAGAUGAUUUGUGUUAUGUUGUUACAUACAAUUCCAUACCCUUAAUAAUCUUUAAUAUUUGUUUCUUUUUUAGAUUGAAUUUCUUUUACGUGAGAAGAUGAAAACUGCAUAUUAUAUGAUAAAGAACACAUUUAAAGAGUUUGACCCAGAAGGGAAAGGAGUUGUUGGCAGGUAUAUGGUCAUAUAUAGCUCUAAUAAAGUGAAUGAAUACUAUCCUGCAGAAUACAUCAGGGCACUGUUGAAACUUGUACUAUUGGAAAAAUAAAUAAAGAAGACUAAAAUUAAUAUACAUGCAUACAGGCAGUCCCUUCAUUAUUCCAAAUAAAUUAACAUUUUUAUGUUUUCCUGUUAAUCAAUAGGAUAAUUUUAGAUUGUAUCAUGCAGCUGAGAGACUCUUGGAUAUUUUUUUAUUCCAUUAUACAGCUUGGGGUUAUUUGUUUAUGACAUUCACAUUUAUUCCAGCUUCCUGGUUUACACAAUUUUGCUGUAUUACAAGGUGUGAAAAGAGUAAAAAAAGAUGUCCGUAAGGGGAAGUCCUUAAUUGCCUGUUAUUAUUUGUUUUGAAAAUACUACAACAUCUUAAAAGAAGUCCUUUGAAUGUCUGUUAGCUUCAAGCAACUGGAGAGUGGUUUAAAAACUGGAGAACAUGUUCUCUGAAUGGUUUUCUGGUGUAUAGAGUUACGUUCAUGCAUAUAUAUUAUUACUUCUUUUUCCCCCUCUAUCACACAGGGAAACGUUGGCAAGGAUUUUGCAAAAUUUUUUGUCAAGGUCUAUUAGUUUGAGUCAAUUUAACAAGUUAAUGGUUCGGUAAGUUAAAAAGAUCUAAACCUUAAUUAGUCUCAUCCUUUUAUUCCUUAUGAUAAAACGAUAAACUUUAGUUUUUAAGUCCCCUUGUGUCACGUGGAGCACCUCCAUCAUAUGCUCUGCAUUAAGACACAUGUUCAAUUUGCACACUCCAUGGUAAUGACAGGGGUAAUACAUGUAAUGUUUGAAGAUCACUUCCUGGAUGAUCACUUCAGCAUUGUCAGAUACAGAAUGUCUAAGGUUUGCUGAAGAAUUCGGGUUUUGUCUGACAUACUACAGAAUCUGUUUUUUAAAAAAUCAAAGAUUUAUUGCUAUAGUAAUAAAUAUGUGAAAUUCUUUCUUUCAGAUUAAAGCUUGACCAUAAGAAGAUGAUAUCAUAUGAUGAGUUUUAUGCCUCUUUUAGGCCUCCAAAGGUGAGAUAUAAAACAAUCCUUUAAUAAUAGAUUAUUAAAUUUGAGGAGUGGAGAUUAAAUUUAGAGGAUGGGCUGAAAUCUACUGUUGUUUUCACAAAUAUAGUUUAUUUUGUUACGUUUGUAGAGGUUUAAAUGAUACAGUCAUACCUCCAAUAAAUACCAAAAACAAAAACAGAAAUAGUGUGUAAAUGAGUGGCAGUCGCUCAUGGAGUUGUUCAAUUCCGAUGGGCUCUUAUCUAAUCUGUAUAUUUGGUCUAUGGAUAAAUAAAGUGAACUAAGUCUGGGGACUCAGGGCAAGGAGGCAAGGAGAAAAGAUGUUUGUAUUAGGUUUAAUACCACCAUUCAGUGUUUGGAAAACGUUGAGCAGCAGCCGGCCAUAUAGCCCCAGCCAAGUACAAAAUACCAUAGUUUAAACCUUUCGUAAGUGACCAUUUCCUGCAAGUGUCCUCUGGAACUUGGUAUUUUGGGUUGCUUACAGGAAACUUUACAGUAAUACCCCGGUAUAUGCUUAAAGCAGUGUCUUGGAUCGGCGGUUUGUCUGUUGUAUCAUUGCAGUAGAGGUUCCUUUUUGACAGCUGGCAGCAAAGCAAAGUUUGAUGAACUUUAACAACAUUUGAUGUUGAAUUCUUCUAUUCCUGUUUUUAGAAAGCUGAUGAAGGACCUGCUUGGCUGGAACUAGAGAAGCCAGAGUUAAAAUGUAUGUCAGCUGCCCAAGUUCAUGCACACCUGAAAGAAAAGGCCAAGCAGAGGUAGUUGGUUAUUUCUGAUACUGCAUACAUGUAGGACCAUGGAUUUCGUAAUCAUUAGCUACUCAUAAACCUGUGUGGCGAAGUCAAUAGCACUGUACUUUUUGUGAGAUGAACAAUUCCAAUUUGGGCCAAUCCAAAUUGACCCGUUCUCCUGGUGGUUUUGAUUUAAACGUUUAAUUUACCUUAAGCUAAAACCAAUCGGAAAUAUUAUAAAAAAUAUUAUAACAUACAUUGAUAACUUGUGAAUGAUUGUGUUCUGGAUACGAAAGGCAUUCCAGAGUCGAAAUUCCAAGCUACAGUUGUUUUUGUGCAUGACAUUUCCCUUAAGAAAGAUCCUCUUGUCAAGAAUAGGGUUUUCUGCGUGGAACAUCUCUCUUGACUUGUGCUGUUUGAGUUGUACUGCUAGUUAGGCUAGAAAAGUUAUUAAUAAGCUUGCUCUGGUUGUUGUGUUUGCUUGUUUUGUUGUUUUUGUUGUUUAGUGGGGCCUUGAAUUACUUAGAACUGUCUUGAGUUUACUGACCGACCUCACGGCAUGCAGGAAAUCUUUGCCCAUUCACGAAUUAAAGCCAAACGUAGAAUUCAUUAUUAAAACAUUUAAAGUUGAUUUGCUAUGAAAGGCCAUUUCUAAACAUAGUGGGAAAAACAAGGCAACCAAGAAAGAUAGAGCUGAAUGCAACGAGCACUAAAAUUUCGCAUGUUUCGGUUUUAGGUUUCUAGAUGUUGCAGAUCUGAUUCCGCAAAUGAAUCCAGGUGGUUCAGGAAGGAUUCUUAAACCGGAGCUUAGAAACGUUCUUAACAAGAUGGGGUUUUAUAUGGAGGACGAUGAAUUUGAAAAACUUUGGCUUAAAUACGACACCGAGAACUAUGGAACGAUCCGGGCUGAGAGACUCAUGAGCAAACUUGGUAUUGCCAUGCGAGACGGCAGCAGUAGAGAUGAGGCUAGCUCUCCCAAGAAACUUGAAGUUGAAAGAAAACAGUCGCUUGAUGUAGAAAGAUGGCUAAAGAGGAAAUUUCGCGAAGGAUUUUCGGAUAUGAAACACGCAUUCAUGGAGUUAGAUUUAGACCGGAUUGGUAAAGUUAGUCGAGAUGAAUUCAGGCGCGUUAUGGAAGAUUUUGGGCUGAGGCUGAGCACUGACAAACAGCUGGAUGAUUUUCUUGCCAGGUAAAUGCUAAUCAAAUUAUACACGCGACGGUUGUGUAAAAGCUGGAUAGCGCUGCAACGGAUAAAUCACAAUCCAGCGGAUAUGCAGUAAGGAAACCAAUUGCGUUAUCCACUGUAUAGAUAUAUAUUGAGUGGACAGUGUUAUCCAGCCAUUAGACGGCAAAACAGUCGGGUUUUUUCUCAGAAUCAGUUUAGCGUAGCGUAAUAGUAUCGCGCGCCUCGCGCGCGCGAGCCUCACACCCCCUCCGUUUUCAGCUUCGCUCCAGUCCUUUUGUUUGACUGUUCGAGCGUUCUUGAAUACCCAAAAAUACGGACUGUUUUGCAAUCUAGAACAACUGGGGUCAGAUGGAUGAAACCAAAGGGUUAGUUUCUAUGGGGACUGUGCUGUUGCGUCGGUAGGGGAGUGAAAUACAAGGAUUUUGUUUUACCAAUUUUGUUGAUAAGGUAGAUUGGUCACCGUAGGGGAUAGGAAAGCUGACUUUUCGAGCACUAGCCCUUCGCCCGAGCGAGUAGCCCAGAAUUAACAAACCUAAUUUCACGUACAAGCAAUGCAUCUAAUUUUUCGUCCCUUUGUGUUUGCGCAUGUGUCAGCGUUCGCUUUUGCUUGACGCACAACAAUCUUAUGGAUGGCAGUUACAAUCAAACCUGUAUUAACCGGCCACCCCUAGGGAAUGGUUUACUGACCGCUUAAUACAAGUUUACCGUUUAAUGCAUUUUUAACAAAUUAAAGAGUUAUUCAAGAAAAUGAAGAUGGUGAAGGACAAAAUAUCUAUCCCGCGACCAAACUGGCCUCAAACUGUUUCUACCUCUACUGGUACCAAAAGAAAAAGAAAAAACCGUACCACUAAACGCCACACACAGUAUAACUGCCGCAUUAGUAUGGUUGGGAAAGACAAUUAAAAAACAACUCAUUGGAACCUCGGAAAAGGUGACCGCGACCGCUCAAUAGAAGUGACCGCUUAAUACAGGCCAGUUUUAGAGUAAUAAAGGGAAACUAUUUUCGGGACUUUGGUAAGUGACCGCUUAUUAGAGGGUGACUGCUUAAUGCAGAUCCGCCUAAUACAAGUUUGACUGUAUACGUGAAAGGAUGUUUUCUCGUUCUCUCUUUAAGUAUGAUUUGAUGUUUUUUCUCACAGGUGCGGCAUUGAAGGAUCCAACGGCAAGAUUUCUUAUAAAGAGUUUCUCCGUCGAUUUCAGGACCGAAGCGAGCAAGGAAUGGCGCAUAAAAUUUUAGCCAAUCCACUACACAGGUAUUGUUGACUCUGUCCAAUUUUAAGUCUCUUUUAUUGGGGGCGAAGCAAGGGUCUACGAAAAUUUUCAGACCAUCCACUUCUUUCGUUUUAUCGUUUUUAAUCGAAAACUGUACAAAAUUCCCUUGAAACUGAAAUAAUACUUACCUUCCCUGUGGGAAAAGAAAACAGCUUUGUAUAUACUUAUACUUUGUUUCAUUUUCUAAGGUAUCACCAUAGUGACGCUGGAAGUAACUACUCGACCACUUCAGCGGUAGAGGCCAGAAUAAUGGACUUAUUUCAGAAAGACUUUCUGGCCCUUUUGGGUACAUUUCAGUAAGUAUUGUCUGUUUUUUGGUGGUGGUGUCAAUCAAACUUUUACGAUUUAUUGGGCUGGUAAUGAUCUACCCCCAGAAAUUAUUAUUCUGGUCCUGGUUGCUCAAACAUUGGAUAACGCUAUCUACUGGACAUGACUGGAUAAAUCACUAUCCAGCAGAUAUGAAUUAUAGGGAAGCUAUUUGCGUUAUAGAGAAUUAUCCGGUAGAUAGCGUUAUCCGCCUUUCGAACUUUCUCCGUUGGCUGCUUUUUUUUAGUCAAGUUUUCUCUUAUUGUGGUUCAAGACCGAUUUGUUCGGAAUCCACAGUCGUGCCAACUCAUAUAGUUCAUUUACAGUUAACCCAAGAAUGAAACGUACAGGGCCUCGAACAAGCUUUUAUCGUUUUUUAGGUAAUCGAGCGAAACGCAAGAGAUGCCCUAGCUUCAUUGAGGCGCCUCGCGGCUCGCCACUUGCGCGCGUUUAGCGCGACUCCAAUAACCCUUGAACUGCACAAAGGCUACGAACAACUCGGCCCAGGUUUUAGUUUUACUGUUAGUUGGCUGCAAAGUUUUAACUCUUUCAUUUUGUCCAAUGAUAAAUUUGGAGUGAUAUUAAUCCAAUAUAAUUAAUUGCCUUUAUUUGCAGCAACAUUGACCGAAAAGAUUCUGGUCUUCUCACGCAACAGCAGUUCCGCGCGGCUGUGGAAGGAAGGUUUGAAUUGAACAUGAGUGAUCAGGAAUUCGAGGCGUUUCUGAAGAAAGUUCCGAUUGAUAAUGACGGCAUGGUGAAAUACGUCGAGUUCAUGUCCAAGUUUGACACUUUGUGAGUAUUGGGUAUCCCUGUUGAUAGCUUUUUCUUAACUACCUGUCCCCGUAUCCAAAAAUUUGGGUAGUCUGCCUCUUACCCCGGAGAAACGGCUGGGCUACAGGCUUGAAAGAUGAUGCCAUUACCACUUUUAGGAGAAAAUAAACGCACUGAGAAUCAGUGUAUUAAGCUUGAAAGUACUAAUCUCGGACACAAUUUUCACGUGUCAUAUGAAAGGGGUGGCGAUGCUCGUCGUCUCGCUUACGGGUGUAAAUUUCGGAUUUUUGUCUCACUUAGGGUGUUCUGGGCAAAACGCCAUCAUAUUUAGCCGUGAAGGUCUCGUUUAGGGUUGCACGCGAAAAAAUAUAAAAAUAUAUAUUGUCUGUGUUUUAACAUGGUCUCUUUUAAGGGUCAAAAAAAGCUUGGACCACGCCCAGAUCGGUCUCCUUUAGGGGUUUAAUUCAAAAUUUCCGACGAGCAUCCCCACCCUUUUCAUAUGCCGAGUCCCCCUCCCACCGCGGGCCGCGACCUCAGUCCCUCUCUGCCCGAGGGGACCUUCCUAGCGUAUGCAAACGGCGAUGUGCCGCAGGAUGGGGUAUAUUUGAUAUAGUUUAUAAUAUGUGGUCCCACAUUUCGGGAUAUUAGUGGUAAGAAAGGAUCUAAAAAUGGGAAGAUUUGUGGUUGAAAAAACAGGCAGUGACUAAGUUCGAAUUGCAUUUGCCAAAAAGAGACCAAGAUGGGGUCCAUAAUUGGCCACAGAAGAGACUUUCAUGGGGUAGGGCUUCUGAUAGGCCAUCGGCACAUAUCCAGCAAAAAUUGAUUCCAGUCCUCCCCCCCGGCUGCUCUGCAGUCAAGCGCUCUACCGACUGCGCUUGUCCUGCCAUGGUUGAAAUCAUGGUCACGUUUAAGGCCAGAAUAUUCGUCUACCUUUACCCGUACAUCUUAAGGUUUCCAAUGUUAAAUUUUUGUUCUGUAUUUAAACAGUGAAACAAAAAGUCUGUUUGACCGGUCAAGCGUCAUGGAUCGUAGGGACACUCUUCCUCCAUUACCGGAGAGAGACAGCCCACCAAUGUCACCUAGGAAACAACUUCGACCUAUCAAGACCAUGGAUUCGUAUAACAGCCAGGAAGGGCGCAGUGUGGAGGAACUGAAAGUGAUCAUUAAGAAAGUACUCGAAAAUAAUUAUCAGGCUUUUGAAGAGGUGAGCUAGCUAAAAGAGACUUUCAGUAUCAGGUUUUUCUAGGAAACAUGCAAACCGUUAACUGCAGUUUGCAGUUACGCGUUUGCAGUUUCACCUUGUCAGGGUUUCGAUUUCAGGAAAGCGCUCGAUGUUUAGUGCCGCCAUGUUGUUAUUCGUCAAGUCGCAGUGCUUCCCUUUUAAUGCCCUUAAAACAUGAGGAAUUCAUUCUUUUGAGUUCAAAAAUCUAACCGGCACAUCACAAGCGGGUGUAGAAACCUAUCUCUUGCCUUUAAAGAUAAGGCUAGCUGUACAAUUUUUAGUGACAAAAAACCUUGCCGUAAAUCACUUACCGCUGGAAGCUCCUCCCGCCGUUCAAACGCGUGAAGAACUGUAAACUGCAAACGCGACCGCAAGACCGUGGUCACGUGACAUCCUUAGGUUUGCCGUUAACCAUGAAAAACCGGAUGCUCAAAGUCUCUAAUACGGAUGCAAUUCGCUGAAGCCACUCUCUUGGACAACGGGAAAAAGCGCGCUUUCUCGAAAGUCCCGUGAUUUUUUUUGUCCCAAGCCGUACUUUAAAAUUAAUUAUGUAGUGCGCGUCCAUGCUCACAAAUUAAUCUAUUUUAUUUAGUUUAUAAACGGCUUUAUUGUAUUAAACAUUUCAGUGUGUAAGAGGAGUUAAUCAUACAAAUGUUAGUCUGUUCAGAGCUAGACCCUCUAUUUUCUCUUUAGAGAUUGUUGAGCGGGCGCGCGUAUGAAAAUGAACACCGUGGGUGUUUAUUGGCCGCUAAUGCAAGGGGGUUGGGGUGAGGAAAGGAGAAAAUAGUUUCUUCAUUUUUUUCUGGCGGUCGCUCUCACGCUUUCACUACGCUCACACGUUCGCCAAAUUCGUCGGGAAAAAAAACACCAAUUCGUCAAAAAGGAAAAACGUCUGUGAAUAGGCUAUACAAAUGUGCAUUUCAUCAUCCCUUCUAGAAAACUAGAAAGUUGUUUAUGUACUAGAAAUGUAAAAUUGGCUUAAUGCAGUAUGUGGAAAACUUCAAGUAACGCGUGUCUGUUGUUUUCAGGCUUUCAACGAACUUGAUGAACUCAACAGCAAGAGAAUGACAAAAAAUAUGAUGAUUAAACUGCUGAAACAGUAAGGAGUUGGUUUACACCUUGUUACCUCUACCUAUUACCACGAAGGGCUAGUUAAGAGCAUGAAAAAAAAACGCUAGUGUUUGCGUAAUUAUAUGCCUCAUUUUAUGGAUGAUUAUAGUGUGACUUAUCAAUAAAAAGCAUCUGAGCGUUUUAAUUUCGCUGUACAAGUUUAUUUUAACUCUUGAACGGUGUGUAGUUUUAUCAUUAGAGCAUUAGGCACAAAAACUACGAUGGCCCAGGAGGGUCACAGUCCAGUAUUGGUUUUUGACAGUCCAGUUAUGGUUUACACAGUCCAGUUAUGGUUUUACACAGUCUAGUUUUAGUUUUUACACAGUCCAGUUUUAAUUUUUACACAGUCCAGUUUUGUUUUUUUACACAGUCCAGUUUUAUUUUUACACAGUCCAGUUUUAAUUUUUACACGGUCCAGUUUUAUUUUUAUUACACAGUCCAGUUUUAUUUUUACACAGUCCAGUUUUAAUUUUUACACGGUCCAGUUUUAUUUUUAUUACACAGUCCAGUUUUAUUUUUACACAGUCCAGUUUUAAUUUUUACACAGUCCAGUUUUAUUUUUUCACACAGUCCAGUUUUAUUUUUACACAGUCCAGUUUUAAUUUUUACACAGUCCAGUUUUAUUUUUUCACACAGUCCAGUUUUAUUUUUACACAGUCCAGUUUUAUUUUUUACACAGUCCAGUUUUAUUUUUUUACACAGUCCAGUUUUAUUUUUACACAGUCCAGUUUUAUUUUUUACACAGUCCAGUUUUAUUUUUUUACACAGUCCAGUUUUAUUUUUACACAGUCCAGUUUUAUUUUUUACACAGUCCAGUUUUAUUUUUUUACACAGUCCAGUUUUAUUUUUUGUGUGGUUACCAGACCUCUCUCGCGCUACUGCAACACUUGUUAUCUAACGGCAGCCAUUUUGUAUUUCCUUGCGACGAUGGAUUCAAUCAUCAGGCAGGCUGUUCGAGAGGAACUGAGACGUUCAAGUUCUAGUCGUCCAGAAACUGCGUCUUCUACUAAUCAAGAUGAUCAGGGAAGAAGUGAAAACGAAUCAGGUGCGGCUGGAUCAUCACGAAGUUCGUUUUCAUCACGAACAGUGGGCCGUUUGGGGUGUUUCUAAAACGAAGACCCAAGACCCCGGGGAGGGGGGGUACUCCCUUAUAAGGGCUUAAUGGGGACGUGCGGCCAGCAAGGGUAUGUUUUUCGGAAUUUUUGUUUCAAACAGGGUAUCGAUUUUAUCAAUAUUUGUCUUAAACAGGGUACCUUUUCUUGGACGAUAAACAGCCUGCGCGUACGUUCUACGAAUGUCUUAAACAGGGUAUGAAAAUGGGAAUUCUGUCUUAAACAGUGUAGGAAAAUCAGCGAUUUUUGUCUUACACAGGGUCAGGGUAUAAGAGGCCGGGUCGCACCUCCACACCCAAGGAUAUAUCGAGUCCCCCGGGCUAAGACCUAAGACCCCGUGGACUAAAACGAAGACCCCUGUGGAAUAAACCUUUAAGGCGAUUUAGGAGGGUUGUGGAAUUUCCUCUGCGCUAUUUAAUUGUAAUAAUGAAGUCUUUCACCCACCUUUUCUUCGAUCGACGGCUAAGAAAAUAUAACCGCGUGCUCUAGCGUUCUAAAAUGUCGAACAAUUGUAUCGAUCAAUACAUUUACAAAACAAAAUAACCGGCGUCGGGAGGAAAUAACAACGAGACAUUUAGCAAUGAUGAAUUUAAGGAGAGGGGAACCUCGCGCUCUUUUUAAUACUUUUACCUCAUCAAUAGAAAAAAAAGCUGUCGAUCCAGAACAUCACUCGACUAAAGGUGUACAUUUCGAGUUUCAAGCAAGCAAGGUUCAUUCAUAUACAUACGGGGUUAUAUUUAUAUCCCUGUUACUUUAUUCUGACCUCUAUUGUAAAAAAUGACUUAUCUUUUACGGCUCAAGCAGUUGUCAUAAUGAUAACAAUACAAAAAUGAAAGAAAAAAAAGGAAAGGAAAAGCACACUUCCGUUUAGCAAGAUUCGAUCCCGAGAGAACUUCCGAUGUGGACGUUACCACAAGACUUCGAAAGCUUUCUCGAAUGUACAUGGUGUGAAAAAUUUUUAUUUAAACAAAACUGACGUCAUCAUCACCGUAAACACAUCCAAAGUGUUUAGAGUUUUAGUCCAGGAGGUCUUAGGUCUUCGUUUUUGGGUCUUCGUUUUAGAAACAUCGGCCCACUGUUCGUGAUGAAAACGAACUUCGUGAUGAUCCAGCCGCACCUGAUUCGUUUUCACUUCUUCCCUGAUCAUCUUGAUUAGUAGAAGACGCAGUUUCUGGACGACUAGAACUUGAACGUCUCAGUUCCUCUCGAACAGCCUGCCUGAUGAUUGAAUCCAUCGUCGCAAGGAAAUACAAAAUGGCUGCCGUUAGAUAACAAGUGUUGCAGUAGCGCGAGAGAGGUCUGGUAACCACACAAAAAAUAAAACUGGACUGUGUAAAAAAAAUAAAACUGGACUGUGUAAAAAUUAAAACUGGACUGUGUAAAAAUAAAACUGGACUGUGUGAAAAAAUAAAACUGGACUGUGUAAAAAUUAAAACUGGACUGUGUAAAAAUAAAACUGGACUGUGUGAAAAAAUAAAACUGGACUGUGUAAAAAUUAAAACUGGACUGUGUAAAAAUAAAACUGGACUGUGUGAAAAAAUAAAACUGGACUGUGUAAAAAUUAAAACUGGACUGUGUAAAAAUAAAACUGGACUGUGUGAAAAAAUAAAACUGGACUGUGUAAAAAUUAAAACUGGACUGUGUAAAAAUAAAACUGGACUGUGUAAUAAAAAUAAAACUGGACCGUGUAAAAAUUAAAACUGGACUGUGUAAAAAUAAAACUGGACUGUGUAAAAAAAUAAAACUGGACUGUGUAAAAAAAUAAAACUGGACUGUGUAAAAAUUAAAACUGGACUGUGUAAAAACUAAAACUAGACUGUGUAAAACCAUAACUGGACUGUGUAAAACCAUAACUGGACUGUCAAAAACCAAUACUGGACUGUGACCCUCCUGGGCCAUCGUAAAAAACAGUGCAAAUCUGUUGACCUUUUUUUUUUCAUUCAUCCUCUUGAAAAUACCUUCAACUAUUAUAACGUGGCUUUACCUUUUCAUUCUGUGACUAUAGUUGUGUACUUACAAACAAAUUCUGUUAGUUUUGGUAGAUAAAUGUUCGUAUCAGCGAGACAGAAUGAUUUUCAUCAUGCACAUAGUUCAAAUGAAAAUUGUUCUCUCUCGCUCAUACGAACAUUUAGCUACCAAAACUAACAGAAUUUGUUCGUACGUUCUUAGUAAAGGAUUUGCUAAUGUUUUCUCGUAUUUAUUUUUCUCUGGCAGGUUUGGAGUAACUGUAACGCGUGAUGAAGUGAAGCGACUCUGGGACACUAGAGAGCUUAUUACAGAUCAGAGGGGUUGCCUUGAAUACUGGGAGUUCGUACGCACAUUCGGCUAUUCACUACGAUCUGCAGGUAUUUAUCUUUUUAUACAGGGUUUACUUUUCUGUUAUAAAAUUAAAACAUGAUCAAUUUUCCGACUGAGAAUAAGAAUUCAAAUAAGACAUAUUUGUCACAUCUCUCAAGGGGUUUAGGAUGUAUAAGUUUCUUUUAUGUCGAGUAAUCGUGUUCACGAGAGAGAAGGGAAGUCAACGCCCCCAUGAAAGCCAUUGUUUAGCCCGUUUUAAGUUCAGAUUCUGGGUGUUUAAAACUGUGGUUGGCUAGAAUUAAUUAUGUUUUAAUCACUAACAUAGGGCCUUGUUUGAAUUGGUAGAAAUCGUCAUCAGGCUAGUGUCAAUAUCUUUCGUCCUUUGAAAAAGUCUCGUCCUUCUUGUGUGCCCUUCGCGUUCUCGGACGGUUGACUUCCUUUUCAAACGCGUGCCUCGCAGGGCACGCCAUGACUGGCGCGCUGUUGCUAGCGACGCAAGUCACGUGGUUUGGUAUCUCCACAAAGCACGCUCCUGACCAUCAUGGUAUGCUCCGCAGUUCGUGGAACAUUUUAUAACGAAUAAUGACAUAAUUGUGCGUUACUGUACUAUCUAAUUAAUACAGCCAUUUCAUGAAAUUCAUAAUUUAUUGCUCUUCUUCAGCUUUCCCAAAUGCUAAAGUUUCUCCACCCAAGAGAGGUGACAAUGAUUUCAUGAUGCGCUCGAACAAGCUGAACAGUGAUAAGCAUCUGUUACACCACCUGCUUAAAUCAAAUAUCGACAAACACUGGGAGACACUCUGGAGUGAAUUCACCUCUAUUGACCAUCAGGGAACUGGAUGCGUAUCUAGGAAUGAUUUUAAGGUAAGGUGACGUUUCUUGGUUUCAUGUUAAGUUUCAUAUCCACGGAGGAUAUAUAGGUCUUUUCUCGAGUCGCUCCAAACCUCUUUUUCAUAACGAAGCUUAGGGCAAAGUCUUUGAAAUGAAAAUAAUUUUCAGUUGUCACGCAGACGAAACUCGCAUUUGCAGCUGGCCUCGUUUUGAAAUUGAGGGUUUUGGAGACUCGGCAGUGACCUAUUGGUUGAGUCCUGGACUUGGGAGAGGUAGACCCGGAUUCAACACCCUGCUGAACCUACACAAAUGCGCCACUAAGGGUCUUAAAAAACUGAGGAGAAAGUGCUAUUUUUGUUCUUACAUCUACAAGUGGUUAUUUAAGAUAUUCUAGUUUUCUCGGAUAAGGACGAAAAGCCAUAAGCCCCGUAUCACAGCACUUUCGCUGAUCUAUUGUAGCUGUUGUGGGCCGUAAAACAUCCCACAGGGCUCUCCGUAAAGAGUAGGGAACGUACGCCCAAGUAGUGUGAUAGCACUCUUAGUAUCUUACAAACUGAAUUAAGAGUACAUCAUAAAAGCAUGAAUGAUUACUGCGCAACGGGAUGCACUAUAAAGAGUACUUUCAAAUAGGCGUCAAAGCUACGUCACGGUAUCAUCAGAAACUUGAAAAAUCUAGCCUUAGUAUUUGAAGUUUGUCGUUUAUUAUCCAUGUCAAUCUCUUCCAAACUAAAACAUCCUUAAUCCUCUAUAAUUAAUCCUUUCACCUUUUUGAUGUACUUCUCCCCGACAAAAUAAUUUUGAGCUUUCUUUUGGCAGUUGUCAUUACAUACAUUGCAAGGAUAUGAUUAAAAAUUACGUCACAGCUCAGCUCUUUGAUAGCGUCGUCCGACGUUGAAAAUAACAAAUUAGCAAAAGCCCUUCCUCCAGCUGCAACCUACCCAAUAAAAGACUGCAGACCACCCUGGCCAAUGGUGUGGCACUAAAUAAAGAGAGGACUUAUGAAAGAGAAACGGCGAGAAGACGAUAUGCAAAUCCACAGGCUCAUCUCUCACAAACCCACUUAUAUCAUGCCCAUACUAAUGUAGCCUGCGUGCAGAUGAUAACUAAACUCUGAUUAGUACCGUCUGCGAAGCAGCGCAGAGAUCCUUGUUCUGGACCCCCAACGGACUCAACGAAUUACCGGAAGUGCGUUUCGAAUUCCCCUUCAACCUGAUUGGCGAUCACGACAAACAAAACAAAGGGCUUUUUUAACUGGCCAAUCGUGGCGCGUACUCAAAUCUGGGUACACAGCUGGAUGUCCAGAACAAGGAUUUCGGCGCUGUUUCGCAGACGGAGUUAACCAGAGUUUAAUUUCGUCUGCGCGCAGGCUAAUACUAAUGUAGUUGUGAAUCGAAUUUUGUCUUUCUUUCUUGCACACCUAUAAUUUAUUUGAUAAUGCACCUUACUUUCGGCAUAAAAAUCUUAUAUGGUUCUCUUUCACAGAAUAUUUUGCAAGGUUUGUGCAUGGAGUUAACAGAUUACGAGACUCAAGUAUUAUGUGACAAAUUUGACCCUGGAAAAGAGGGAAGGUGAGUUAUGAAAUAAGUGAAAAUUUUGAGAACUCGUUUACUAUUUAGCCUUACAAAUGACUGAUGAUUCCAAAUGUCUUCAACAGAGUAAACUAUAUAAAGUUUUUAGAACCAUUCUCCAAACAUCGAAGAGGUUUUCGACAUGGACACAAUAUGCAAGCUGUUAUGAAGCAUCCUCAGGCUGAACUGGUAAGGAACAAGUACUGUGUUACAGCUCGAAUUAAAGUAUUGGUGACCCAAGGGAAAUAGCGCUAAGAAAAAAUAAACAGAUCGACUUUAUUUUCCAAAAGUAGAAAACCCUCAAAAUUUACUUGUGUGCCGGUAAAAUCCUAAUCGUUGCUUUUCUCGAUGAAAAUAAAGUUUUACUUCUUUUUCGGUUUAGAAGUGUUGCUAUGAAAACGACAUAGUUUUCUAUUCAAAAUAAGAGUCAAAAUCAACAAAAGUGUACAUUAUUUCCUCCGUUUCUUAGAUAUUAUAAUUUUUUGUUGUUGUUGCUGCUUGAGAUUACCGAGACAUAAUCAGGAGUGGGUCAGGUUUUACGUGUUUCGUUUGUCAAUAGAUUUUCAAUCAAGCUGGUCCUUUGGUCUGUUUCUGUUGAUCAGUAAAGACCUUAAAAUUAACGUCCUUGUUGGUCAUCGUUCAUGCAGAAGUCUAUUUAGCGGCUCUGUUCAAAUGUCGAACUUUUCAUGUGCCGAACGUAAUCCUUCAGUAAAGUACGUGGAAAGGUCUCCGUUUGAAUCAAUUUAGUCUGACAUGUCUAAUUUAAGUCGACAAAUGAAUUAACUUUGAGUGGCGUACAUGAGAAUUUCGACUACGGAGCAUUGUACAUAGUGAAAAUGAAAUUGAGUCCGACGUUUGAACUGGGCCCAAGUCUCGAUCAUACGUUUUAGUUUUUAAGUGAUGCAAACGUUUCGGGUGAGGAAUUCUUUGAUUUGUUUACAGUGAUGUCGUAAAAGCAAAUUAAUUUGUUUUAAGGUGUACAGAUUCAAAGCAGUCUACUGCAUGUCUGUAUUAAAGCUUUAAUAACGUAUAUCAACAUGGUAUCAAUAAUUGUUUGUUUCUUGGAUAGCCUAUGGAUGAUGUUGUUCAAAAACCCAACAAAGGAUUGUCAACAGUUACAGCAAAACUAAGGGAAAAGGUACUAGUUACAUGUUUAUGUGGUGAAUUUGCGCUAUGAAGCUCCCUUACGAAACAAUUUGUACCUGGUGACCAAGUUUUCCCUACAUUUAUAGUUAGCUGAUUAUUACUUCUACACUAUCAUAAAUUAUAGUUUCAUGUUAGUUUUAUCCAUAGGGAUGAUCGUGGGCCGUUUUAAACUGACGUUUUCUAAUUGAGAAUGUUCAACAGUGUUCAAGCUAAAGAUGCCAUUAACGUGAUUCUAAAUUUCCUUUAAUAUUUUGUCAACACGAGCAGGAGUGUUUCUUCAGGUAUCCGAACACCGAGAGGUGUCUCUUUUCGGUGUCUGCAUAUCAGAUGAAUAUAGCACUGGGCAGAAGCAUAUAACCACGAAUUCGGGGUUAUAUGCUUCUGCACUGGGUUAUAAAAAAACAAGGCCCAGCCAAGUUGGGGUGUGUGAUAUGGUUUCUCAAAUGUUCAGCAGUUCUUAAAAGAGGCUAAAAAACUCAAAUUCGUUAAAAUUGUACCACUCAUCUGCCACAGUAUAUUGAAAAUUCUUGUUGAUUGUGACAAUAAAAGCUUACAUACUUUUCCAGUAGUAGUUCUAACUACAACUUUCUUAAGGGAAUAAACCUUUCUACACGCCUAUAGUCUGUAUCACAGCCGUUUAGAAAGUCAAGAGAAAGCGAAAAAUUAAAUGAGGCCAAAAAAUCGAGGGAAGACUGGGGCUCCCCUAUUUUUGCUCCAUUCUCCCUUCGUUUUUUCCCUGCGUUCUAUUUUUCGCCCGCGUUCCACAAUCUGAACGCCUAUGACAAAGUAGUCUUUUUUAGGAAGUCCGUAGAAAUGGCAAAACAGCUUUUUUGUUCGAUCUUCUGUCUUUUAACGUUUUUUUUUUUCGCCUUAUUUCUUUCAGUUGUCUGGAAAGUGGAUUAAUCUCAUGCGUGCUUUUAAAAAGUUGGACAAAGAUAACAGUGAUUUUCUAACCCUCAAAGAAUUCCGUCAUGUGUUAGAGUUGUGUAACGUGGUGUUGGACGAAGAGGAUAUUUAUCACAUUUUAACGGAAUUUGACGAAAACAAAGAAAAGAAAAUCAGAUACACGAAAUUUUUAGACAAGAUAAAAUAAUUUAUAACCUGUACUACGAAAGUGUGUGUGACCACUGAAGAAUCAUUGAAGUCUACAAAGGCCAUGAACAUUGGAUCGAAGUAAUGCUUUUGAAGGCCUGAAUCCUUGAUCAAGCGCUCUUACGUUCCCGAUAUGAGGGUUUCUUAAAAGUAUCCAAAAUUGUUCUUAAUACUAAAAAACAGAAGCGGCUGUCAUCCCAAGCCUUGGAAACCCUAAAAUAGAAGCUCCGCCACUCUGUUUAGCUUAAGGCUGGCCUCCAUUGCUCAGAAGGACGUCGGACGUCAUUUGAGGUUUACACUGUGUAUGAGCGAUCAAUUAGUAGCUUUUAAUUGUUGCAACUCGUACAAGUGCGUCAAAAAUUAAUAACAGCUCUCGGCAAAUACAAUCUUGGACAGAAUAAAAUGGGAAAGCAAUUCCCUCUUCCACUUAAAAUACGAUAAGGCCGCACGAAGGCCAAAAUGCACCAUUUUCCAGUCCUUGUCUUAAGUUAAGGUAGGGAGGAAGGGGGGCUUAAUUUCCGUAUAUUUUGUCUAAGAUUGUAGCCUUUACCGCUGGAGAAGUCAUAGACGUAGGUCCAGUUUGAAUCGAAUUUCGAUUACCGCUGCACUUCCUGCGAUCCAGUCCUUACAUUUAAAUGCCUGAAGUAUGUUGUACUUGAAUUAGUCUGAAUGAAAGAGAGCGGCCUUCCUCUGGGCUAUGCAAUCUAUGGUUUCGUAGAGUAACGAGAAAUUGAUUUUGAAAGUGCAUCGUUCAUCAGCUAACAGAAGCCUUAUGUAACGAGAAACAAAACAGUUGACUCCUCAAGUCGAUAAUAUGGUUCAUGUUGGGUAAACGAAAUAAGUGGUACAGUCGACCACUUGCGACUUAAGUCCAGUUCUUAAAAAUCAGAAAAUUGUAUGUUUGAGAGUGUUUUGUAAUUUU